Messenger RNA from Nicrophorus vespilloides, 2012 nucleotides. It is a transcript of the gene Cyp4g7, whose product is annotated as cytochrome P450 4g15-like. The record is from RefSeq and is a predicted model, not a curated record. Gene Ontology annotation, molecular function: iron ion binding; oxidoreductase activity, acting on paired donors, with incorporation or reduction of molecular oxygen; heme binding. Lineage: Eukaryota; Metazoa; Arthropoda; Insecta; Coleoptera; Silphidae. The transcript has 7 exons. The coding region runs from base 96 to 1745 and encodes 549 amino acids.
AUUUACCAUAUUUUAGGACGGUAUAAAGGGUGAUGGUAUUGGAACUGUAGAUGCAUUCAGUUCACACACCGCUUUGUGUGAACUAACUGAAAAAGAUGACUGCUUCGACAAAGGUAUCCGCCGCUUCGGCGGAUAGUAACACCAUUUACUUCCUACUCUUCAUCUUUGGAUUUCUCUUCGUUUACACCUAUGGCAGGAAAUUCUUCAGGCAAAUCCAGUUGGCUUCCAAAAUUCCUGGACCAUCCACUAAAACUAUGGUCCUUACAAGUUUUAAAACCAUCCACGCUGAACCCGUUGAUAUGUACAAAUUGGCUAUUAAAAUGAGGGAAGGUUACGAUGAUAUCGUCAAGGCUUGGUUCGGACCUAGACUCAUCAUUUUCUUGUACCACCCAGCUGAUGUUGAAACCAUCCUCAGCAGCUCUGUACACAUCGACAAGUCCACAGAAUAUUCCGUCUUCAAACCAUGGUUUGGAAACGGAUUACUUAUUAGCACUGGGGCCAAAUGGAAGCACCACAGGAAAAUGAUUGCGCCCACUUUCCAUCAAAGUAUCUUGAAGAACUUCAUCCCGACUUUCUACCAAAACAGCUUGAAGGUUGUGGAGAAGAUGAAGAAAGAAAUCGGCCACACUUUCGAUUGUCACGAGUACAUGAGCGGAACCACCGUUGAUAUCCUUUUGGAAACUGCUAUGGGAUACAAGGAGCCACGUAGCGAAGAGACCGGUUUUAACUAUGCUAUGGCUGUGAUGAAGCUGUGCGACAUCUUGCACAGACGCCAUUACAAAGUUUGGUUGAAGCCCGAGUACAUUUUCCAAAAGACAAAGAUGGCCAUCGAUCAUAGCAAGUUAUUGAAGGUCAUCAUGAAUUUGACGACUCGCGUAGUGAAGAGCAAGAAGACCGAAUAUGUCAAGAAGAUGGCAAGCGGAGAUAGUUCUUUCGAGAAGGUGGAGAAGGUUGAAAAGCAGGAGGAAGAUGUCGUUGAAGAUUCGGGUUUCAGAUACGUGCGUGAUGAUUUGGAUGAAAUCGAUGAUAAUGAUGUUGGAGAGAAGAAACGUUUGGCUUUCUUGGAUCAGCUGACUGCCAAUGCUCAGCGUGAAGAUGUCGAUUUCACUGAGAAGGAAGUUUUGGAUCAAGUGAACACCAUUAUGUUUGAAGGUCAUGACACCACCGCUGCUGGUUCCAGUUUUGCCCUGUGCUUAAUGGGAAUCCAUAAGGACGUUCAAGAGAAAGUCCAUCAGGAGAUUGAGGAAAUAUUCCAGAAAUCUGACCGUCCAUGCACCUUCGCCGAUACUUUGGAAAUGAAGUACUUGGAGCGUGUGAUCAUGGAAACUUUGAGGAUGUACCCACCAGUACCAAUCAUCGCUAGAUUGUUGCAAGAAGAAGUCAAAUUAAGCUCCGGUGAUUACACUCUGCCAAUUGGCGCCACUGUCGUCGUUGCUCAAGCACUUCUGCACAGAAGACCCGACUCUUUCCCGAACCCUGAUGUCUUCAAUCCUGAUAACUUCUUGCCAGAGAGAUGCCAGGAGAGACAUUACUACAGCUACGUUCCAUUCAGCGCUGGUCCAAGGAGUUGCGUUGGUAGGAAAUACGCUAUGCUUAAGCUGAAGGUUCUCCUCUCGACCAUCGUGAGGAAUUACAGAAUUCAUUCGGACGUGACCGAGGCUGAUUUCAACCUGCAAGGUGAUAUUAUCCUUAAGAUUUCCGGAGGAUUCAACAUUCGUCUCGAGCCUAGAGCCAAGGUUCACUAGAUGGAGCAAACGGAUUUAUCGAAGGAACAGACGGGGUUCGAGUCCGCACUAGCCGACCCGUCCCGCCAUCUACCCCACUAACCCUCUUACUAAAACGUACUUAAUUUAUUCGAAUUAGCGGUGAUUGGAUCAACCCCGUAACCCUCCAGCCCCGAUUAAUGUUAGCCCGAAUAAUUCAACUGCAAAUGGAAAUGAAAUUGUAUAUAUGGGAAAUAUAUGUAGAUUACCAUGUUGGUUUUUAAAAUAAAUGAGCAAUUUCGUGGCGCA